Messenger RNA from Closterium sp. Yama58-4, 3183 nucleotides. The record is from the annotation of a GenBank genome assembly. NCBI's taxonomy places the organism in Eukaryota, Viridiplantae, Streptophyta, Zygnematophyceae, Desmidiales, Closteriaceae.
AUGGACGGCGGAGAUGAACCCGAGGGACCAUGGCUGGGUCAGAUGGACGGCGAGGAUCUGCGGAAUGGUGAUGGUGGGGAAAAGGAUUUUGCUAAACAUCGUGGGGGUGUUGGGUUGAGUGCGGGGGAAGCGAGAGGUUUGGAGAAUGGAGAGGAGUUGGAGAGUAAGGAGGAGAGGGAGGAGCUUGAAAUGAGUGGUGAUGAGGGAGGAGAGAGCGAGGAGAAAGGUGAUGAGGAGGAGGAAGAAUGGGAGCGAGAGGAGGAGGGGGAGGCAGAAGAGUCAGGAGAAGAGGACGAGGAAGAUAUUAUCGAGUCUCUCUUUAGGGAGAUUGAUGAAUGGAAGGGAGAAGGGAGAGAAGGGAGUUUUCAAAGGGAAGGGCAUGAGGGUACCAACCCCAGGGCGAGAGAGAGCACGGGGGGUAGUAGAGCUAGCAAGCGGAAAGAGGGGAAGAACAGUGGAGCGAGGGCGGAGAAGGGAGAGUCGGCGUUUCGGUGGCGAAACGAGGAGGAGACUGAGCGAACACUGAUCGAAAAGGCAAGCAGGAGAGGGCAGAGGAGGAGGAGGCUGGUGGAUGGGUGGGUGGCGGGGCCGCAGGAGAAGGGAGAGUCAGCGUUUCGGUGGCGGAACGAGGUGGGGGACGAGGAGGAGAUGCUGACUCAGCACCACGACAGCUACCAAUGGCAGUGGCCCGUGGCGCGGCUGGGCGACAGCUGGCGCGGCAUGUUCAUGCGGGAAGCUCGAUAUGACAUCGUGAACACCCCUUCAUGCAAGGGCAUUCUCCCCCCGGCAGCCUACACCAGCCUGCCCAUUCACGGCCGCGACGCCAACGAAUCGGAACUCAAGACCCUCGGCAACGUGCGGCGCCACCAGGAGAAGCACGAGCCAAUCCCGCUGGACCUCCUGAUCGCGUGGGCCGGGGUGGGAAAGGAGACGCAGCUGCCCGUCUCUCAGGCGCUUCACGGUGAUAUGACGAGGGAGCGCUGGCUCAUCUGGGCGCCGCGCUUUGGGCUGGGCAACUCGCUGAGGGGUUACACCUCGGCAUUCAUCUAUGCUUUGCUGUCGGGAAGGAGGUUCCUGCGGUGGCACGGUGGGGCGCACAGGAAGGUGAGGGUUGCUUUGGGGGUUUUCGGCAUCAGCAGCAGAGCUCCGGUGCAUCAAAUGAUCUUACCAUGUCUGCAUUGCAUCUCCUUCCCUUGCAUACUCUCGUUCCCCUCUCCCCACUUCUCAUCUCAGGUCCUGGAGCGCCUGUGCGACGCGUUCUACUGUGGGCUAGACGAGUUGCACUAUAGAGGGGAUAUGCGCAAGCACACAAAGCUCAUGGAGGGGCGGGAGCUUGUGGUUCACGGGCUUAACUACUACUCCCCUGUCAUGGCUGUCAACUCGGGAGCGUUCUUUGAUGCCUUCUGGCGCAAGGACUCUCAAAUCAACCAGUGCGUGCACGACGCAUUCGGCUGCCGCUCCCUCUGGUGCAUCCAGUCCCAAGUGCUCUCCCUCCUCCUCGGCAAGGGGCCCAAGCCGGGGGUGCAAGAGGUGGUCGAUAGGGACUUGAGAGUGGUGCCGCCGCUGGUGUUCCGAGGGGGAGGGAUGGGGAUGGAGGAGGGGGAGGCGAAGGGAGGGAAGGUUGAGCCACAGAUGGUUGCGAAAGGGGAGGGGCUGAGGCUGCAGUUCGACUUGUCAAUUCACAUCCGUGGGCAUUCGGUCAACGUGGAGGGCGAUCAUUGUGCCGAUAAGGACACCAAGUGCCAGGAGCGAGCACAGCAGGCGGAGGUCUCCCGAGCGCACAACCUGAUGAAGCCCAACCGCUGGCGCUGCAUCGCCAGGCUGGCGCAGUUCCUGCGCGUCAAGAAGGCUGCUGCGGGCGGCUUCCCCAACGCUACAGCCGCCGCUGCUGCCUGGCUUGCCAGCGCUACAGCGGACACUGACGGGAAUGUUGAUCCUACAGCUGCGAGCAACACAAGUGAAGAAUCAUCGCCUCCGUCUGCUGCUGCUCCUUCGCCUUCGCCUCAUCCUAAUGAUACCACCGCCACAUCCUCUUUAUUAGCAGCUUCGAUUUCUAAGUACUGCCCGAACCUGAAGGAGCUUCGGAUAGGGCACCAAGGCUAUGGGGCCACGUUCGGAGAAGCUGGGCUGAAGGCGAUUUUUCGCGGCUGCCCGAAGCUGGAGGUGUUCACUUUUGAGAGCUUAAACCGCUCGCCAGUGGCGAUCCCGGCAGAAGUCGGGCAGGCGAAAAAACUUAAGCUACUCAAGGUUGGAAAAUGGGAGAACGGAUUCUGGGAUGAUUCCAACCUUGAAAGCAUGCCCGAAACACUGGGCAGCCUGACAGAACUUUCUGAGCUGACCAUUGCUAGCGACAAACUUUCUCACCUGCCCGACGUUUUUGGCCCACUGGGUGGUUCACUCAGUUCAGUGCGCAUCCGGUCAAUGGAACUUUCUUCCCUGCCCGACUCAAUGACUCUGCUAACUUCUCUGACUAGCCUGGAGCUCGAAUGCAUGGUUCUUUCAGAGCUGCCCGUAGCCAUCCAUUCUCUUUCUUCCCUGACCAGCCUUACACUCUCUUGCUGCGGCACUUUGAACCACCUGCCCGAAACCUUGGGCAGCUUGCCGCAACUCACACACCUCAAACUUCACUCCUGCCAAUCUAUUUCCGGGCUGCCCACUUCAACAACCGCCCUUUCCUCCCUAGAGACCCUCACCAUUUCCCGCUGUGCUAAUUUUGCUGCCCUGCCCAAGUUCUUCGGGCGGCUAAAAUCCCUCCGCACCCUGCACCUGGACGUUUUUGAAAGUUUUGAGUCACUGCCCGAGUGUAUAGGCGAUCUGCAGAAGCUAGAAAAGGUUUUCCUGUCAGCCCCGGGCAUCAAAUCUCUCCCAAACUCAUUUGGACGGCUGAGAUCUCUCCGGGAGCUUGAGAUGGAGAGCUGCGAGAAGCUCUGGUACAUUCCAUCAUCGUUCGGGCAGCUUUCAAAUCUUCGGGUCCUGCGGAUCAUUCAGUGCCCAAUGCUCAGCAGUCUGCCCGGAACCUGUGGGCAGCUUUUUGGGCUGGAGGAAUUUGUGCCCGAUCUUUUCGCUGCUGCAGCUGCAAAUAUAGAGGAGUCGGUGUUUGGUGGAAUGACGCAGUUUCAAUUUCGGAAACCAGUCCUUGCAGGGUUGGCACCACUGCUGAUAUCACCAUGGAAAUGGCAGUAG